Rhipicephalus microplus (southern cattle tick) is the source of this 735-nucleotide messenger RNA. It is a transcript of the gene Ppcdc, whose product is annotated as phosphopantothenoylcysteine decarboxylase. Gene Ontology annotation, cellular component: phosphopantothenoylcysteine decarboxylase complex. Gene Ontology annotation, molecular function: FMN binding; phosphopantothenoylcysteine decarboxylase activity. Gene Ontology annotation, biological process: coenzyme A biosynthetic process. The record is from RefSeq and is a predicted model, not a curated record. NCBI's taxonomy places the organism in Eukaryota, Metazoa, Arthropoda, Arachnida, Ixodida, Ixodidae.
CGUGCACGGCCGGCAUAUGAUGGAAGUGAUGGGAGCGCGCGGCUCUGCCUGCAGGAAAAACAAGCGACGCACAAAUCAUUCAGAUCUAGCAGGUAGCUAACGCGCGAGCAGACAUGUCCACCGAAGCCCCAGCGCAGACCCUGAACGUUCUCAUCGGCUGCACUGGCAGCGUCGCGUCCGUCAAGGUACCCCUGCUGGUGCAACAGCUACUGGCUCAGCGGUUGCAGGGAUACGCCUCUGUAGACCUGAAGGUAGUGGCCACUAACCGUGCGCUGCACUUCUUCGACCGCUUGAUGAUUCCGCGCUCUGUACCGCUGCUCGUCGACGAAGACGAAUGGUCCACCUGGCGUAAGAUGUCCGAUCCCGUGUUGCACAUCGAGCUGAGGCGCUGGGCCGACGUCAUGGUCGUCGCUCCGUUGGACGCCAACACGAUGGCGAAGAUAGCGAACGGAUUGUGCGACAACCUGCUCACGUGCGUCGUCAGGGCCUGGGACCUGAAAAAGCCGCUGCUCUUUUGUCCCGCCAUGAACACUCACAUGUGGUGCCACCCGAUAACGGCGCAGCACGUGAACACCCUGACGGGCCUCGGCUUCACCGAAGUGCCUUGCGUCGAGAAGAAGCUCGCCUGCGGGGACCGCGGGUACGGGGGCAUGGCGGAGGUCCCCACAAUAGUGAGCUACGUCGUGGCUGCCGCCUUAGAGAAGGCGCAGCAGUGAUUACGUUAUCCCUUCAACU